UCAAAAAUCAUUCACAAUAAUCUUUUUUUCUUUCAUUCUGUUUGUUUGUUGGUAAUCACAAUAAUAUUCUUUAUUAUUGUCUGUAUUUUCUUUUCUUUUUCAUUAUGGAUGCAAUUAAAAAAUUCUUUUUCGGUUCAUCGUCGUCAUCAUCGUCAUCAUCACCAUCGUCAUCAUCAUCGUCAUCAUCACCAUCAUCAUCAUCAUCAUCACCAUCAUCAUCAUUGUCUGAUUCUUUUCGAGAGCAUGCUUUGGCAAGGAUAGGUAUCAUUUCCGAGGAUUGUGGUAGUCCGGUUGGAACUCUUGUCUGUGUGCUGGUUGGUUUGAUGGGUAGGAUUCCCAUUCCUAAGAAGAGUAGUCAAAGGGCUGUUGAUCAAGGGAUAGUAACUCUUUUAUCGCCUUUCCCUGAUAAAAAGGCUGUGGGUACUCAUAGAUGGUUUCCGUGUAUUGCCCCAGCUCGAGGCGAUGCAAUUGUUGUUCAAUCGGGGUGUGUCUGGCCUGCUCUUAUUCAGGAUGGAAAGUUGACUGGGUGUGUGAAUCGGCAGGGAAAAGAUAAGCAAUUAACUUUUGUCAUGGAGACUAACGAGAAAUCACAAAAAGUUGACUUCACUAGGAAACACUACAUAAAUGUUGUGAACAUUCAUAAGAUGAUUCCACAUGCUCUCUCAGAUUAUCUUUCAGAGUUUGUCCUGUCAACUUUCAUCUCAAAGGGUGGCAAGCCAAUUGAGUCUCAGAAACACAAGGGACAUAAAACGAUUAAGCUCUCUUGUGCUCGAGGACAUAUAUCAGCUGUUCGAUCAGGGUUUGAACGAUCUACUCUCAUUCAGAAGCAUAGCAAGUCGGUUGGGUUUAAGAAACCUCAGGCGCUGAGCAUGAAACCAAUUCGAAAUGAAGAUACCGACAAGAUUGAAGAAACGACCAAAACAGCAGCCGGUUGUCAUGGAGUUGCUAACAAUUUUGAGAGUACAGAUGUUGUCGAGAAAGGAAGUCAAGUUUCAUUUUUGAGCAAGGGGUAUGUAUAUCAGAUGAUUACUCUAUUUGAGAGUAAACGAUCAAAUAUCGUUUUUGAGAAAGAAAGUCAAAAGUCGUUUUUCAGCAAGGGGAAGAAUUAUUUGAUACGUACGAACCAUCUAUUUGAGAGUGAACAACCUAAUCUCGUUUUUGAGAGCAACAGUAAGCCCGGGCCUAUUGGUGAGAGUAAAAAUUCAACAAAUAUUCACUUGAGGUGUAAACAAGAUAGAAAGGUUGAUGUUCAAGGUGAUGCAUCAGUUAUUGUUCGAUCAGGGUUUCUCCAGCCUACCCUUAUUCAUGAUGACAAGUUGAUUGGUUGUGAGAAUCAGCAGGUCAGUUAG
Messenger RNA from Erigeron canadensis, 1349 nucleotides. RefSeq lists its product as uncharacterized. Bases 105 to 1349 code for a protein of 414 amino acids. The record is from RefSeq and is a predicted model, not a curated record. Lineage: Eukaryota; Viridiplantae; Streptophyta; Magnoliopsida; Asterales; Asteraceae. The transcript has 9 exons.